AUGACCCAACGUCAGCUCCACGACAGCAGUGGUCAGCAGGCCGCGCUGUAUAUCCUCUAUAAAGUGGUAUACAACCGACACAUUCACCCCCUCAGCCACUACCCCGGGCCUUUCCUAGCCAGCGUCUCUAGAAUCCCCUUUGCUACAGCAUACAUCCGCGGCCAUCUACACACCCACGUACGCAAUCUCCACCAGGCAUAUGGCGACAUUGUGCGAGUCGCCCCCGACGAGCUCAGUUUCCAGAACGAGCAAGCCUGGAAGGACAUCUACGGAUUCGGCCGGAACUUCCCCAAGGACACCCGGUUCUUUAACGUGGCACGGAAUGGCGCCUGCAACAUGGCGGUGGCUCCAACCGACGAGAUACAUCGUCGACAACGGCGUGUUCUCGGCGGGGCGCUCUCAGACACCGCGCUGAAGCACCAGGAGCAUCUGCUCCAGCACUACGUCGAUAACAUGAUCCAAAGACUGCUGCAGCAGAGCACUAACGCGGCAGAAGCAGUUGACCUUACCGAGUGGUUCAACUACACGACCUUCGACUUCAUGGCAAAGUACGUAUUCGGCGAGUCACUCUCCUGUCUGGAAGACGCGCAAUACCACCCCUGGGUGAAGAUAAUCUUCGCAGCCAUCCGGGCCUGGGCCGUAAUCAGCAUGUCCAAGUACAUCCCCUCGCUGUCAUACCCAAUCAAAAUUAUCACGCUGUGCAUGUAUCGUCGUCUUCUCAAAGACCGCGAAAAUAAUUUCCGCUUCAGCACAACCAGGCUCGCUCAGCGCAUGAGUCGUGACGACGAGCCAUAUCCGCCGGACUUCAUCUCGCAUGUCAAAUCCAGCCAAGGUCCCAAGGCAAUCCUGUCAGACGAUGAAAUCCGUGCAAAUGCUAGCUUUUUUAUGAUUGCCGGGAGCGAGACCACGGCUACCCUGCUCUCAGGGUGCAUUUUCCUCCUGCUGACGAGACAAGAUACUUACCGCGAGUUGGUAUCGCAGGUUAGGGAUCGCUACCCGACGCCCUCGGCGAUCACCUUUGCCUCGACUGCUAAUUUCCCUUACUUACGAGCUGUGGUGCAUGAGUCCCUACGCAUGUAUCCACCAACGCCUUUAGGUAUGCCCCGGGUGGUGCCCGAAGGGGGCGCCAUGAUUGCGGGGCGAUUCGUCCCUGGAAGGACAGCAGUAUCUGUACCACACUACGCCGCCUACCGAUCACCAAAAAACUUCAGCCAUCCGAAUAGCUUCCUUCCAGAGCGGUGGAUGGACAGUCCGGAAGACGAGUACUCCAACGACCAAAGAGAAAUCUUCCAACCAUUUUCAGCCGGUCCCCGCGCCUGCGCUGGCAAGAGCUUGGCAUACGCAGAGACGUAUCUCAUCCUCACCAGGCUUCUUUGGCAUUUUGAUCUAGAUUUACUCCCACAGUGCACGGAUUGGAUCAACCAACAGGCGUUUGUCGUAUGGAACAAGAACCCUCUUCUGGUUCGGUUGACGGUGCAUAAAGCUGCAUAA
Messenger RNA from Aspergillus candidus, 1491 nucleotides. RefSeq names its product cytochrome P450. Lineage: Eukaryota; Fungi; Ascomycota; Eurotiomycetes; Eurotiales; Aspergillaceae. Gene Ontology annotation, molecular function: oxidoreductase activity, acting on paired donors, with incorporation or reduction of molecular oxygen; heme binding; monooxygenase activity. Bases 1 to 1491 code for a protein of 496 amino acids. The transcript is spliced from 4 exons. The record is from RefSeq and is a predicted model, not a curated record.